UGGGAUUCUUUCCAACGUGUUGGAUCAAAUCACUACUUCCUGUUGGGUUAACCCUCGAAAUGGAUCUCGUUGCAGGAGUUAGGAAAGAGGGCAGCCGCGGCGGCCGCGGCGAUUUCAAAUGGUCCGAUGUCAAAGAUUCCGCGCAUCGCGAGAACUAUCUCGGCCACUCAGUCAUGGCGCCUGUCGGACGCUGGCAGCAGGGAAAGGAUUUAAUGUGGUACGCAAAGGGAGACGGUGAUGACGAAGAUCAGGCCAGAAGGGAACGUGAGGAGAAACAGCGCGUCAAAGAAGCUGAAGAAGAAGCGAUGGCACGAGCUUUAGGUCUUCCGAUACCGCCGAAGGCGUCAGACAAUGCCAACUUGGUGCCUCUUGGGGACAAAGAUGGACAAAGGACUAUAAAGGAGGAGGCUACAGAAGAUCGCGAUGAGGAAGAAGGAAAGGGCCUUGGCGAGACCGCCCAGGCGACAGAGAUAGGGACAGGGACAGGGAACGAGAGCGCAGGCAUCGCAGGCAUGGUGAGGAGCGCGAGCGACGUCAUCGGAGUCAUCGCCACAGAUCUAGAAGUAGGUCGCGCGAUCGCGAUCGCGACCACAGAAGAAGACGCUCGCGAUCACGGUCAAGGAGUAGAGACCGGAGACGUGACGACCAUAGGAGACCGCGAGAGGAUCGUCAUCGUGCUCUCCCGAGAGAAAGGGAUUCACCCGACCACCAUCGACGACGCUGAAAUUAGGGUCGCCAUUCUUCGAUUUGCAUGGUAUUCUCGGCGUUUGGGAUUUAACAUUGUACAGACUUUGAUGAUACUCCAGGAUAUCUAA
Messenger RNA from Aspergillus piperis CBS 112811, 815 nucleotides. Its product is annotated as MMtag domain-containing protein. The record is from RefSeq and is a predicted model, not a curated record. The coding region runs from base 60 to 815 and encodes 251 amino acids. The transcript has 3 exons. Lineage: Eukaryota; Fungi; Ascomycota; Eurotiomycetes; Eurotiales; Aspergillaceae.